UCUUGUCUCCCAUUGGCCGACGUUCGUUAACAUUAAAAUCAUGUGUACUGUUCCUAAACAUAAUGGUUUUUCAUUGUCUUUCCACUUCUGUGUUUUGUUUUGAUUAAACAGCACGGCAACUGCGACUUCAAUUUAAUAUUUGCGAGUUGCGACGUUCAGAGACCAGAGUUCAUGUUUUCUGUGGAACUCGCAUAAUAUUAUAUUGUACCUUUGUAUCGGGAUGAAAAAUCAAGAACAAACAACACCCGGAGAUGGUAUCAGAUCUCUAAAAACUUCUAGAGUAUUCCGGAUCAUUAACUUUGAACUUUACUCAAAACCGAAUAAAGUUAUUAUGGCAUUUGGGCUUGUGUCAAUGACAUUUACAGUUGGUUAUUUAGUUUAUAUGAGACACCAAUAUGAACAAAUGGGAUAUUAUCCAGCAGUUGCUGAAGACGGUCGUCAUGAAAUAUACAAACCAAAACAAUCAAAAUGGGAAUAAU
Messenger RNA from Adelges cooleyi (spruce gall adelgid), 479 nucleotides. Its product is annotated as small integral membrane protein 8. The coding region runs from base 221 to 478 and encodes 85 amino acids. The transcript has 3 exons. The record is from RefSeq and is a predicted model, not a curated record. Lineage: Eukaryota; Metazoa; Arthropoda; Insecta; Hemiptera; Adelgidae.